Molecule: messenger RNA, 1041 nt
Organism: Chelonoidis abingdonii (Abingdon island giant tortoise)
Lineage: Eukaryota; Metazoa; Chordata; Testudines; Testudinidae
Source: RefSeq, a predicted model, not a curated record
AUGGGGACAGGAUCCUGCAAACUCUGCAUGGCAGGCAUGUACUGCAGUACAGCUGGUCUGGCCAUGCCUGAGGGACUGUGCCAGCCAGGAUAUUAUUGUGCCCAAGGGUCCAACAGCACCUCACCCGUUGGACUUCCUUUUGGUGAUCUUUGCCUAGCAGGCUUUUACUGCCCUGCUGGCGCAAAACACCCAAGUGAGAUGCCAUGCCCUGCUGGUACCUGGAACGAGAGAAGGGGAGCCCAGGAUGCCAGCUGGUGUCUACCCUGUCCCCCUGGGUUCUUCUGCAAUGUGGCAGGCCAGAUUUCCCCUACAGGGCUUUGUGCACCAGGCUAUUACUGCACAGGAGGGGCAUGGACCUCAAGGCCAGUGGAUGCUGUGACGGGGGAUCUCUGUCCUGAAGGACACUUCUGUCUUGCAGGCUCAGCAGCACCCUCCCCCUGCCCAGAUGGGGAAUACAGCAAUGCAACAGGUCAAGACAAAUGCUUCUCAUGUCCAGCUGGGUUUCACUGUCAGCACGGCAUAAUGCACCAUUGUCCACCUGGCUUUUACUGCCCCCGGAAGACUGGAAUCAGCUUUUACCCUUGUCCAGUUGGGACUUACAACCCAUAUCAUGGAAUCAGCCAGGCUGAGAGGUGCCAGCAAUGCCCUGCAGGGAUGUUUUGUGGAGAAUGGGGAUUAUCCUCUCCGAGUGGCCCCUGCUGGCCCGGAUUCUUCUGCACAGCAGGAGCCAGUGUCCCAAACCCUGAUGGAGCCACAAAUACAAGCACUGGAGGCCCAUGCCCACCUGGGCAUUUUUGCCCAGCUGGUACCAGCAUCCCAUUUCCAUGCCCUGUGGGCACAUUCUCGGACAGACUCUACCUCUGGCUGGAGUCAAGCUGCACUGUGUGCCCGCCUGGCUAUUACUGCAGCUCAGCUGGUCUCACAGCUCCCUCAGGAUCCUGCUCAGCUGGCUACUACUGCCUAUCUGGAGCCUCCUCCUCAUCCCCAGCAGCUAUUGUCUAUUAUCUGCAGCCUACUCAGCUGCCGGAUCCCUCCCACUAG